AUGUUGAGCUUUACAAGUACAGUGUAUGACCCGUUAGGAUUCGUUGGACCUUUCAUCAUGCGAGCGAAGAUAUUGUUCCAAGAACUGUGCAGACAGAAGCUAGACUGGGAUAAAGCGAUACCCAAGUAUGUCGCGGAUCAAUGGAUAAGAUGGCUUCAAGAUCUCCCUAAGAUAGCAGACUUUAAAGUUCCAAGAUGUCUGAAGCCAAGCGACAGAUUACAGGCGCCAGCCGCAUUUCAGCUACACCACUUCAGCGAUGCGUCAGAGAAAGGAUUUGGUGCAGUUACGUACUUACGCAUGGUGGAUGCAUCUGACAGGAUUCAUUGCUGCUUAGUGAUGGCAAAGAGCAGGCUAGCACCGAUAAAGCCAACAACCAUUCAAAGGCUAGAGUUGUCAGCGGCCGUAGUUGCUGUAAAGCUCGACCAGGCUUGUAGGAAGCACCUCGAGUACCCUCUGUCAGAAUCUGUGUUUUGGACAGAUAGUACUAUAGUUCUGCACUACUUGCGAAGCGAGAAAAAGAGAUUCCAGACGUUCGUAGCGAACAGAGUGGCACAGAUACAUGAAGGUUCUUCGUCGAGCAGAUGGAGACACGUUGAUACUAACAGCAAUCCUGCGGAUGAUAUCUCUAGGGGUAUGUCAGCUGACGAGAUGAUAACUGAUGAACGCUGGACGCAAGGUCCUACCUUCCUAUGGAGCAAGGAGGAGCUAUGGUCAGCCCAACCUGACUUAGGAGACAUACCUACCGCUGCAGAGAUCAAGAAGGUUAGGGAGAUUUACUCAACUACAGCUACAGAAGCUAAAGCGACCAAGACGACGGUCGACAAACGGUUUAAAAGGUUUUCGUCGUGGCAUGAACUAAAGCGAGCUGUAGCUAUUAUCCUUCGUGUGAAAGACAUUCUGAGGAAGAAGUCAGAUGUCAAACGUACUGAACCAGUCACAGUGAAAGAAAUCCAGAGAGCUGAACAAGCUAUUAUAGUCUACAUGCAGAGAAGCUGGCACGCUGACCCUACGAAGCUACAACAACUAGAGAAGCUCUCUCCCGUGAUGUCAGCGGAUGGAAUGUUAAGAGUCGGUGGCCGACUGUCGAAUGCACCACUUCCUGAUCACGACUCAGCCAAACAUCCUGCCAUUCUGCCUCCAGAUCAUCACGUGACUAAGCUGAUCAUCGAACAUUUCCACAAGAUAACUGGUUAUGCUGGUGCCGAGAGAGUCUUCGCGGAAAUUAGACAAAACUACUGGAGCAUAAAGGACCGAGUGUCGGUGAAACGAGCCGUUAGAAACUGCAUUCCCUGCAAGAAGAGGAAGCAACUACCUAGUGUGCAAUACAUGGCAGACCUACCCAGAGAUAGAGUUACCCCAAGUCAGCCACCAUUCACCGAAGUAGUUGUUGACUAUUUCGGCCCACUCAAGGUGAAAAGAGCUAGGAAAACCGAGGUGAAGAGAUAUGGGUGCCUAUUCACGUGCCUAGCCACUCGAUCAGUGCACCUUGAGGUUGCUUGCAGCCUUGACACCGAUUCGUUCAUCAACGCACUACAACGAUUUAUUGCACGACGAGGGAACCCAAAGACCAUCAGAUCCGAUAAUGGAAGCAACUUCGUAGGGGCUAAGCGGGAAUUACAUGAAGCCAUAAAGGAGUGGAAUCAGCAGAAGAUAGCCGACUACCUACUACAACAAGACGUACAGUGGAUAUUCAACCCACCAGCAGCUUCCCAUAUGGGUGGAGUAUGGGAAAGGCAAAUCCGAACCGUCCGAGCUGUUCUCUCAGGCAUCGUCAGCCAGCAAACCAUCGACGACGAGAGACUAUCAACAUUAUUCUGUAUAGUUGAAGAUAUUGUCAAUGGUAGACCACUAACGAAGUUCUCAGACGACCCUAACGACCCAGCACCAUUAACACCGAACCACCUGCUGCUGCUGAGAUCGGGGCCAGACUUACCACCCGGAAAGUUUGUCCAGCAGGACACUUAUAGACAGAGAUGGCGCCAAGUCCAGUACUUAGCGGACGUAUUUUGGACCAGGUGGAUUAAGGAGUAUCUGCCCACCCUACAGGAGAGGCAGAAGCGGCUGAAGCGCGAGAGGAACUUCCAGAAGGGAGACUUGGUGCUUCUCGUGAAUGAGACUACUCCACGUUACCAGUGGCCUCUGGGGCUGAUCACCCAGACUUACCCAUCCGGUGAUGGAUUGGUCAGGUAUGCGCAAAUCAAGACACAGAAUGGACUUUACACGAGACCUGUGCACAAGCUGGGCCUACUUGAAGCGGAGCUAGUGUGA
Messenger RNA from Priapulus caudatus, 2268 nucleotides. RefSeq lists its product as uncharacterized. Gene Ontology annotation, molecular function: nucleic acid binding. The transcript has a single exon. The coding region runs from base 1 to 2268 and encodes 755 amino acids. Gene Ontology annotation, biological process: DNA integration. The record is from RefSeq and is a predicted model, not a curated record. Lineage: Eukaryota; Metazoa; Priapulida; Priapulimorpha; Priapulimorphida; Priapulidae.